Messenger RNA from Cynoglossus semilaevis (tongue sole), 3954 nucleotides. It is a transcript of the gene pwwp2b, whose product is annotated as PWWP domain containing 2B. The transcript has 3 exons. NCBI's taxonomy places the organism in Eukaryota, Metazoa, Chordata, Actinopteri, Pleuronectiformes, Cynoglossidae. The record is from RefSeq and is a predicted model, not a curated record. Bases 334 to 2205 code for a protein of 623 amino acids. Gene Ontology annotation, molecular function: chromatin binding. Gene Ontology annotation, cellular component: nucleus; chromocenter.
GCCAUCAGACUCUGUCGCUGGGGAAAAGUGAGGUUUUCCCCAGAUCAAAGUCAGUUGUGAUGAAUGGCGUCAAACAAGGCAAAGUGAAGCAGAGACAGGGGAAGGUUCAGGCCUUGUCUUGGCUGAUUUUUUGCUCUUCAACACACAGCGAGCGUGAUGUCAGCGAUGGCAGUGCUGUUGUAAUUGACUUGGUGGGGGUGAUGGCGUCAUUUUAUGCCCUGGUGUAGCCUGCUGCUUCUAUAGCGAAGGGGAGACGGAUCUUUGUCCGACGCGACCGUGGCUCCCUUGGCCGGGAUCGAGCACCGCCGAGUCGGACAUUUCACCCCGGGAAACAUGGAGGCUGUGGCCGAGGAGCUGCGGGCCGGCUCUCGGGUACCUGUCACUAUCGAUCAAAUAAUUAACGACACACUGGUAGUCACGCUGACAUUUCGAGAAAGGAGCUACGCGGGGAUUUUACUUGAUUGCAGCAAAAAGUCUGGGCUCUUCUGUCUGCCUGAGUUCAAAGCCAAAUCUGAGGAAUGUCCAGUGGCUAAACUAGGCUGUGAAACCUCAGAAGUUCUGAGUGAGGAGUUGGUGUCCCAUUCCCCCAGCCAGAAUUCAGACAGACCAAAGGAUGAAAAUGCUCUCCCUGAAAACAGCAUAUCUACUGCACCUCCUCCCUGCCCUAUACCAACACCAGUACCCGCUGGACAGACUCCAUACCCUCCUUAUUUUGAAGGAGCUCCCUUUCCCCAGCCUUUAUGGGUGCGCCACAGCUAUAGCCAAUGGGUACCUCAACCCCCUCCACGACCAAUCAAAAGAAGGAAGAGGCGAACACGAGAGCCAGGCCGUAUGACUAUGAGCACAAUUCGUCUAAGGCCUCGGCAGGUACUAUGUGAAAAAUGCAAGAACACAUUGAAUAGUGAUGAGGACAGCAAAGAUGGUAUAAACAGUGCCAAGACAUCUAGAAAAGAUGAUGCACUGCAAAGUGAUGAUGAUGGCGAGGACAAAGAAAUCCCAUCAAAGCUUUCAAAAAAGGAAGACGUGGGUGCAACCAAGGACACUAAAAGAAGGGAGAAUGGCACCAACUUUGAAAGUAAGCGCCUUAGAAAGGACAAAAGGGGAGAAUCUGAUGUGGACAAGUACUCCAGAGGUGAAAUGACUAUUCCUCAUAGUCCUGUCAUAAAGAUCUCCUACAGCACUCCACAGGGCAAAGGGGAGGUCAUGAAAAUUCCCUCACGGGUCCAUGGUUCAGUCAAACCGUUUUGCCCCAAACAGCUGGCACAAAAUGGUGUCAGAGAAAACGGCAAGGCAUCUUCAGAGUCUACCAAGGAACAGCGGCACAUCCUAGAUGCCACACGGUCUGGCCUCACUGUGUCCAUUCCCAAACUAAAACUCACCAGACCUUAUACAAAUGUGUCUCAGGACUUGCCUUCUCCAAAGAUCCGCUUGAAACCCCCUCAGAGGGCAGGUGAGGAGAGUGUGGAUGAGUAUGAGGCAGAACUUAUAGAAGACACUAGGAGGCAAAGCCCCAGAGUCCCUGGACCUUGUCUUCCCCAUUCUGAAGACUCGGGGGAAGGCAAAAACUCUCUGGAAUUGUGGUCAGGGAGUUCUGGAGAGGAGGCCGACAGAGGCCAUAGUGACCUUACUCUUCUUAUCAACUUCCGUAAACGUAAAGCGGAUUCCUCUAGCCUGUCAGUCUGCAGCAGUGACAGUCUAGAUGAGUCCAAGUCGUUUAGCUCUGACGGUACUUCACCUGAGCUGUGUGAUCUCGCACCUGGGGAAGACCUUUCUGUAACCUCGUCAUCUGUUCCGUCACGGGAGGACUGUAAGACGGUGCCACCGCUCACAGUGCGGCUCCACACACGCAGUAUGACAAAGUGUGUAACAGAGGAUGGUCACGCUGUGGCAGUGGGUGACAUUGUUUGGGGGAAGAUCCACGGCUUCCCCUGGUGGCCAGCCCGUGUCCUUAGUAUUAGCGGCACCCACAAACAGGAAACAGCCACUUGUGAGGCACAGUGGCCCCAAGCAAAGGUCUCGUGGUUUGGUUCACCUACCACUUCCCAGCUCUCCGUUGCCAAAUUGUCCCCCUUCAGGGAGCUCUUCAGGUCCCGCUUCAACCGGAAAAAGAAGGGCAUGUACCGGAGAGCCAUCCUGGAGGCAGCCAAGGCUGUGGGUCACAUGAGCCCAGAGAUCACGUCACUGCUCUCCCACAGCGACACGUAGGCUGAGGACUGAGCAGAGAUCUCAGAGGUUUUUCUGAAUUCUCAGACCCUGUCAUCAAGAGCCAGGAGGGAGUACGUGCGGUUGCCACGGCUACUAUUUAUAUGCCUUUUUUUCCCUUUCUUUCACAAGGCAUGCGGAAAAUGGCCGUCAAGGUGGAGUGUCGUUUUGACUGGAUGAGAGAGAGAGAGCAAAAAGAAAGCGGCGGCCAUGCAUUCUAUGGUCUCCCAUGAACUAUUCCUCCUUUUCAUUUUCUAGAGUUAAUCAUAUUUCAAUAGAGCCGAAUUACAACACUACAGGGACUCGAAUGUAUUUAUUGUCUGUAAUUGUUUAUUAUGAUCCAUUUGUACACCGUUCGCUACACUCUUGUAAAACCUGCUGGUCUGCUGCUGUUAUCGUCUUGGUCCUCACCAGCCACGACUUCCAAGGUUUUACUGGUGGAGGCUGGUGGAAUCUUUAGAGUACCAACACCAUCCUCUGGACCAUGACGCAUCUUACCAUGAUUUUUUUUUUUUUUUUAAAGAAAAAAAGUCUUACUCUGAUUCUUCGUACUUCUCAACCAAUGUGAAUGGCUCCAUCAAUAGACAGAAGAGACUGUUCCAGUUCUUCUAGCAAUCACAAUGUUCCAUUCUCAUGUCCUACAUGUGUGGAUGUAUUUAUACUGACCUCUGAUUCUGCUCUGGAGUCGGGUUAUGUCUCUUUUCCAUUUUUAUUUUUUACCUUAUCACAUCACGUUCCUUCCCCCCUGCGUUGCCCACCCUCUUUCCUGAAAACCAUUUUUAACAUCACUUUAAUUAUUUAAAACAUCAUGUUGGAGAAAAAAAAAGCACUUUAUCUGUACCUUGGUGGCCUGCUGUAAGCUCACUGUCUGAAACACUAUUGCGAGAUACAGCCCUGAUGAGCAGCAGGGGAGUUUAGAAGUCUUCACGGUUGACUAUCCACGACCUUGGAGAUACAGGAGAUACAAAAAUAAAAGUCUUCUUUAUUUUUGAUUUAGUUUAUUCUGUUGAACCAUUCUUGGGGACACAGGGCACUGUCUGGUUCUGUGUCAGCUUACCUAACGAACAGACACACAGUUUAAACAAAGGAGUCUGUUUUAACAUUUCCACUGGAGAAACAUGGAGCAAAAGGUGUCGAAGGCCCUUAUGCAUUUUCAGUUGAAGCUUUAUCGGAAACGUUAAGGAGGAAAAAACAUCGAACAUGCUGUAAGAAUACUGUGAAUCCAACUGCUGAGUGCGAGCGAGACGCGUUUUCACGACUAGUGGGGACCUGCAGUCAUGUUGAGUCAUUGGGCAGAAGCAGACUGCAGCGUUGACCUUUAGUGACCGUUGUGUUGAAAUGGUGGGGAGGGAGGCGAUGUAGGCAGAAUGGCAGAGAGCUGAUUGAGCGCAGCUAAAACUGAAGAUUGCACACAGUCACACUCGGCAAAUGAAUCCAUCUUUUUCUUUUUUUUUUCUGCUUGUCUGGAAAGUUUUUGUUCACAUCAAGGCCAACUAAAGAACCAGGCUCACUGAUGUUGUCACAGAGAGAUAAUGCACUCCUCCCAGUUUGACUGUACACUAGCGAGCCCUGCAACAAUUCAGGCAGCCUUACGCAAUGUAACGAGGGAGGGAGAACGUCUCUGUGCGCCUGAAACGGUCAACAAGAUUUUCCCAUGUAUGAGCAACAUGGCUGUCUACUGUUGCCCAUGUCGGUCAAUGUUAUUGGCUUUUUUUUUUUUUUACAUGUACAUAAAAUAAAAUAUACAAGCAA